AUAUACUUAUACUAUAUAAUAAAUACUCAAUACAUACAUCGAUCUUGAUACAAAACCAACAGGCGACGACGCCCACCGAUCUCAAACCAGUAUAUUUAUCAUCUCUCUCACUUACAUCGAUCUUUCCUUAACCAUCUGAACAAAGGAAUUCGUCCGUCGUCUCUCUUUUUCAUGAAUCCAUGGAGUUCUACGCGUACCCGUCUCACUCUUUCCGCCCUUCAGCGCCAGAUGAAUCUUAUUCCCCAAUCGGGUCCGUGGUCAACAAGGUCAAGGAUUUCGUCCGAUUUGCGGUCUCUGCUGUGAUUGGGAACAUUUUCUCGGCAAUUCUCACGUUUUUCUUUGCUUUCGUGGGCACCUUAUUGGGAGCAAUUACGGGAGCCUUAAUUGGCCAAGAGACGGAAAGUGGGUUUGUUAGGGGGGCUUCCGUAGGAGCCAUCUCUGGGGCUGUUUUCUCGAUUGAGGUCUUUGAGUCGUCUUUGCUUUUAUGGCAGUCGGAUGAAUCUGGAUUGGGGUGUCUCCUUUAUCUGAUUGAUGUCAUAGCAAGCCUUCUGAGUGGUAGACUUGUACGUGAACGUAUUGGUCCAGCUAUGCUUAGUGCCGUUCAAAGUCAGAUGGGAGCUGUUGAGGCUCCAUUUGAGGAAGUCCCUAAUAUAUUUGACACUGGUGGGGCAAAAGGAUUGUUGGUAGAUACAUUGGAAAGGAUCCCCAAAUUUACCAUCACUCGAGAUGGAAGUUUGGAUUCUUCAGGGGAUGAGGCUUCCUGUUCGGUUUGCCUGCAGGAUUUCCAACUUGGAGAGACAGUUCGUCGUCUGCCACUUUGUCACCACAUGUUUCAUCUACCGUGCAUCGAUACUUGGCUGGUGAGACACGGUUCUUGCCCAUUGUGCAGAAGAGACCUGUGAUUUGUUUUCUUGCUUAUAUUCAGUGAUCCCCUUGUAGAUUUUUAUUUUAUUUUAUUUUUUAUUUUAUUUUCCGUCGUACUCAUAACUUGUAUGUAAAUUUUAAACACUAGUUUGGGUUUUUGAUUGGUUGUUUGUGCAUUCAGUUUGUGUAAAGCAAAUUUUGACAAAUGAUAGUGUAUCCUACUAGUUAUUGCUGUCGACUGCACUGUUCUAUGUGGUUCGGUCUCGGUUGUGUAAUUGCCUUUACAUGGAUUGUUGUCUUAUUUACCAGAAAAGUCCCCCCUUUGCCCACACAGGUUUUACGACCGUUUGGCUCAACAUAUACCUAUUUAUGGUUGAAUGUGUGAGUGGAUGUAAUCCAACACUGAUAGACAGGGUAGGAUUGAACUUACCUUUAUUUACCUGGUGAAACUUGUGUUUAUU
This is a messenger RNA of Striga asiatica, 1325 nucleotides long. The record is from the annotation of a GenBank genome assembly. NCBI's taxonomy places the organism in Eukaryota, Viridiplantae, Streptophyta, Magnoliopsida, Lamiales, Orobanchaceae.